Molecule: messenger RNA, 1867 nt
Organism: Spirometra erinaceieuropaei
Lineage: Eukaryota; Metazoa; Platyhelminthes; Cestoda; Diphyllobothriidea; Diphyllobothriidae
Source: the annotation of a GenBank genome assembly
AUGGUGUCCAAGGCGACAUCGGGCAACUGGAGACCCUGCGGUGAUUAUCGUGUCCUCAACAAUGCCAAAAUUCCCGGUCGAUACUUUGUGCCACAUCUUCAGGAUUUCGCCAGAGUACUUUUAGCGAAGCACUUUCCUUGAAAAUUGACCUGUUGUGUGCCUUUCAUCAGAUCCCUGUGGUCCCUGAGAAUAUCACCAAAGCCGCCAUCACCCCACCUUCCGGUCUCUUUGAACUUAUCCGCAUGUCCUUCGGUCUUCGUAAUGUCGCCCAAAUGUUCCAGAGGUUCAUUAACCAUGUCUUACGCGGCCUAACGUUUGUGCACGCCUGUACUGAUGUCGUCUUGGUGGCCAGCCCGAAUGCCGAAGAACACAAAGAACACCUCGCCUUAGUGUUUGACCGCCUCGACAAGUUUGGCGUUAUCACCAACCCCUCCAGGUGAGUUCUGGGUGUGCAAUUGCUCGAAAUCCUCGAUCAUCAUAUAUACUCUGGAGGUUUAAGGUCCCCCCUCCUCCAAGGUUGAAGCAAUUCGCGGUUUCCCUCCACCAACCUCCAAGCGUCAUUUGAAGCGAUUCCUCAGAAUGGCCAACUUUUUCCGCCGGUUUCUUCCGAAAUGUGUUGACCUUAUGCUGCGAAUCGCCAACAUGCCUUCUGGUCCCAAAACCCCCCUCGAAUUGACUGGUGAAGCAUUGGCGGCUUUUGAGAAAAUCAAGAGUUCUCUUUCCAACGUCACCUUGCUCACGCAUACCGCUCCCCAAGCUCACCUGUCCCUGAUGGUAGCUUCUUCGGCCGUGGUCGUAGGUGCAGACCUUCAGGAACACCUCGCUGGUUCUACUCGACCACUGACCUUUGUCUCAAAAAGCUCUUGUCGUCUGAGACCCUCUACGAUACCUUUGGUCGUGAAGUAUUUGUCAUUUACCUGGCUGUGAAUCAUUUCCAGUAUUUCCCAGUGGGUCGGGACUUCAUUGUUUUCACGACCACAGGCUACUGACCUUUGCUUCUCGUUCCCAUUCCGACAAGUACAAUCCGAGAGAGAUCGCACACGUGGACUGCAUCUCCCAGUUCACCAUCGAUAUGUGCCACAUUGAUAGCCUUAGGAGUGAGGUGGCUGACAUGCUGUCCAGACCGUCACUAUUUUACCUCCAACUCUCACACGGGAUUGACCUUAGCGCCAUGACGGCUGAGCAACGAGUCGGUUUUCAUGAUGACGAGUCCGUAAGUGGUGCCCAACUCAAAAACGUUCCUCUGACCACCGGUACUAGUACUAUAUUUCAUGCCAUCUCGACUCUCUUUUAUCACCAUUUUGUGUCCGUCCCGAUGCGUCCAGUUGUAUUUCAAGCUCUGCAUGGACUCUCUCACCCGGGGAUCCGAGCCUCUCAAAAGCUACUCGCGGAAAGGUUCGUCUGGACUGACAUGAACAACGACGCCGAAGCUUGGGUCCGAUCGUGUCUGAGAUGUCGGCAGAACAAGGCGCGGCGCCAUAGCAAUUCCCCGCCUGGCACUUUCUCCAUCGCCGACGCGCGAUUCAGUCGUGUGCACCUGGAUGUCGCAACCUCCUCGCCUCCAUCCAAUGGCCAUACUCACCUUCCUGCCCCCGGUGAUCGGUACACUCGCUCGGCUAAAACCAUUCCUUUGUCGAGUGUGCAGGCUUUUGUCAGUCGUUGGACCACCGGUCUCAAUGCCGCAUCCACAUUUACGACUGACCAAGGAGCCAAUUUCGAGUCUACCCUUUUCCAAGCCCCCCUCAACUUUCUUGGCUGUACGCGCAUUCGGACGACGGCAUACCAUCCAGCUGCCAACGGCGUGGUCGAACGUCUCCACCACCAGCUGAAGACCGUCCUGCGUGCCUUGGAAGACCCAGCCAGUUAG